This is a messenger RNA of Drosophila montana, 2649 nucleotides long. RefSeq names its product putative sodium-coupled neutral amino acid transporter 11. NCBI's taxonomy places the organism in Eukaryota, Metazoa, Arthropoda, Insecta, Diptera, Drosophilidae. Gene Ontology annotation, biological process: amino acid transmembrane transport. The transcript has 12 exons. The coding region runs from base 618 to 2207 and encodes 529 amino acids. The record is from RefSeq and is a predicted model, not a curated record. Gene Ontology annotation, molecular function: L-amino acid transmembrane transporter activity.
AUCAUGGAUAUUAUCAACUUGAUAAUCAGUCUGCAAGCAAUGACAUACAUACAUAUAUAAUGGAAUAUAUUCAAAGGAACAGCUGCGCAGACAUACCUUAUGUAAUUCACGAUUUGGGUUAGCUACUUCAGUCUACAAUCAAAAAAAUGGGGACUUUCGCGUGCCGUCGUUUGGCUUCUGCCCGGCACCAAUCAGCCCAGAGCCGGAAUCAGCCGGAGUGCGCGUACUCAUGCCACCAGAGACCGAGUGGAGGAGCGACCCAAGAACCAGACCCCGAGCCAGACAGCCCGUCGUAGCAGACGCUUAGGCAGUGCCAACAGAGGCAACAGAGGCCGAGGCCGAGGCAACUGAUGUUUUGUUAAAUGAGUUUUUAAAUAGCAUUUUCGCCUGCUAGCCGAAUGCAGUCAAGUGCCACUGCGAAAUCCAGACGCCGAAAACCCACCUAAAACUAAAACUCAACUUGAAUUAACUUAACUAAACUGAACGUAAGACAAACCAAACAAAGCAAGGCGUAGCUAAACCAGAAGCUGAAUACAAAACCAAAACUAAGGCAGUUGCUGUCAAAACUUUUUUCGGCCAUAAAACUUGCAGAAGACGCUCAGAAGGCGGCCAGCAGAAUGAACGACAGUCGACGCAACACGGCAACGGAAUUCAGUUACAUACUGCAACGGCAGGGCAGCGAUGUGUCCGCAGCUGAGGCUUAUGCAUUCGACGACUUCAACAAUUUAAUGAAGAGCGACCAUCAGACACAUCAGCAACAGGGCCAGCAACAGCAACAGCAACAACAACAACAGCAGCAGCAGCAGCAACGCCAGCUUCAAUCCUCGCAACAACAGCAACAACAACAACAACAACAACGAGGGGAUGGGCUAUCGGGCGACACGUUGUCCUCAUUACCACAAGCAUCGUUCAACUAUAUCAACUCCAUCGUGGGCAGCGGCGUCAUUGGCAUACCCUAUGCCCUGCACCGCGCCGGCUUCGGUCUGGGCCUGGCGCUGCUCAUCCUGGUCGCCUACAUAACCGACUAUUCGCUCAUUUUGAUGGUUCGAUGCGGUCACAUCUGCGGCAGAUUCAGCUACCCGGGCAUCAUGGAGGCUGCCUAUGGCAAAUACGGCUACUAUUUGCUAUCGCUGCUGCAAUUCAUGUAUCCCUUUCUGGCCAUGAUAUCGUACAAUGUUGUCGUGGGCGAUACCUUGUCUAAAGUUCUGGUACGCUUCUUUCCCUCGUGGGGCGAUUCCAUGGGCGCGGUUCGAUUGGGCGUCGUCUUUUUUGUCACAGUCGGCGUUGUCGUCCCUUUGUGCCUCUAUAAGAACGUCUCCCGUCUGGCGCGCGCCAGUUUCAUUAGUCUGGCUUGCGUGGUCUUCAUAUUGUUUGCCGUCAUCAUAAAGCUUAUUUCCGGCGACUAUAAAGUCACGGAUACGGCCGACUCUUGGCGCUUCGCGAACUCGGAUCUAAUACCCGCCACGGGCAUUAUGGUGUUUGCUUUCAUGUGUCAUCACAACACGUUUCUCGUUUAUCAAUCGAUGCGCGAGGCGACCAUGGAACGCUGGGAGAAGGUCACCCACAUCUCGAUUGGAUUUGCCUGGACUGUGGCGGCGCUCUUCGGCAUUGCGGGCUACUCAACAUUCCGCGCCCUCUCACAGGGCGAUUUGCUGGAGAACUAUUGCUGGGAUGAUGACUUAAUGAAUUUCUCGCGUGUGCUCUUCUCCAUAUCCAUAUUGCUGACAUUUCCCAUCGAGUGCUUCGUUUCACGUGAGAUUGUGCGCGCUCUGGUGCAUCGGUUUGUGCUGAAGGAGCCCAUCAGCGAGUUUACCCAGGACAAGGAUCCCAGCUUGGAGAAGGGCGCCGAAAUCGAUGAGUAUUCGAAAGCGAUUACCUUGGCCAUUGUGUUCAGCGCCUUCAUAAUAUCGCCCAUGACCGACUGCCUGGGCUCCGUCUUGGAAUUGAAUGGUCUGCUGGCAGCCAUACCCCUGGCCUAUAUACUGCCCGGCCUGGCCUACAUACAAAUGGAACCGCAUGCCCUCUUCAGCCGGGAGAAGCUGCCCGCCCUGGGCCUGGUUGUAUUUGGCGCGGUGGUUACCAUACUGGGCGCUGCGGUCCUCCUGCCAGGUCUAAUGGGCGACGAUUGCCGUUCGGAUAUUGUGAUGGGCUAUUGCCGGCAGGAGUUCCAGAAUGCCACCACCACCGCACAGGUGGUGCUCAAUUGAGUCCGGCAACGGCAACAGCAGGAAGAGGCAGCAGCAGCUAAGCCAAAAGUCAUUAGUUAAGUCAUAAGCAUUGGCAAUACAUUUGCAUUGAUGUGGGUUUUACGGGUUGUGGAUUCUAGAUUGCAGAUUACGGUUUGCAGAUUGCGGAUUGCGGCUGGGGUUUACAUUUUAUUUAUUCAUUUAUUUCUUUUACUGGGCUUAGCUUUUGUACUCUUGCAGAUUUGUAUUAAUGUGAUUUUAUGGCAGAGUACGUAAGGCAUUUAUAUUCAUUUAUAUUCGUUCAUAUUCAUAAAGUCCAUUCUAAGUCUGUCCGUCUGUUUGUGCGCGGCCAAAUGUUGAUUAUUCUUGAUAAACUUUUUUUUAUAAGUAUAUAUAUUUAUAUAUCUAUACAAAACUCAACCAAGACUUUGUUUUAUCAUGCUUCACACUAUAUUCCCUUUAA